Molecule: messenger RNA, 483 nt
Organism: Suillus paluster
Lineage: Eukaryota; Fungi; Basidiomycota; Agaricomycetes; Boletales; Suillaceae
Exons: 1
Coding region: 1-483 (160 amino acids)
Source: RefSeq, a predicted model, not a curated record
AUGCAUAAGAUACAUGCUAAGAGCACCUCAGUUAAAUAUGACUCGGUCAAAAGACACUCGGUCAAGAGACAUUUGGAUAAAUACGACUUGGUCAAAUAUGACUUGGUCAAAAGACACUUGGAUAAAUACAACUCGGUCAAAUAUGACUUGGUCAAAAGACACUCGGUCAAGAGACACUUGGGUAAAUACGACUCGGUCAAAUAUGACUUGGUCAAAAGACACUCAGUCAAGAGACAUUCAGGUAAAUACGACUCGGUCAAAUAUGACUUGGUCAAAAGACACUUGGGUAAAUACGACUUGGUCAAAUAUGACUUGGUUAAAAGACACUCGGUCAAGAGACACUCGGGUAAAUAUGACUCGGUCAAAAGACACUCGGGUAAAUACGACUCGGUCAAAUAUGACUCAGUCAGAAGACAUUGCUGCAUGAAGCCAUUUGGCGGUCGCGGCACCUGCAUGAUGGUGCCAUUAGGCAGGGUGGCAUAG